UUAAAAUGGCGUGGGGAGAAUAUCCAGCAGGCUACAAUCCAAAUGUACAUGGACCUUAUGAUCCAGCCCGCUUCUAUGGCAAAGCUGAUACUGCCCUAGCUAAAGUGAAACUAGGAGAGCUCACUUCUUGGCUUGGACGCAGGGAUUUGAGUUUGGGUGGCAUUUCAGGAGGCUUCAGCCGUGCAUUUUGGCGCUGGCAACACAAGUAUAUGCAGCCUAAAAAGGUUGGAAUUGCACCAUAUGUUCAGAUUACUGUUGGCGCCAUGAUUUUCUUCUACACUCUUAAUUAUGGAAAGAUGAAGCACCACCGCAAUGUUAAACACCACUGGUAAAAGUUGAUUGUGGAAACAGUCUACCAACUCCAACUGUAUAGCCAAUUCAAUAGCUUAUAAAAACCAAUACAUACAAACAAA
Daphnia pulicaria is the source of this 413-nucleotide messenger RNA. It is a transcript of the gene ATPsynF, whose product is annotated as putative ATP synthase subunit f, mitochondrial. The coding region runs from base 6 to 332 and encodes 108 amino acids. The transcript is spliced from 4 exons. Gene Ontology annotation, biological process: proton motive force-driven mitochondrial ATP synthesis. Gene Ontology annotation, molecular function: proton-transporting ATP synthase activity, rotational mechanism. The record is from RefSeq and is a predicted model, not a curated record. NCBI's taxonomy places the organism in Eukaryota, Metazoa, Arthropoda, Branchiopoda, Diplostraca, Daphniidae.